Prunus mume (Japanese apricot) is the source of this 2335-nucleotide messenger RNA. The record is from RefSeq and is a predicted model, not a curated record. Lineage: Eukaryota; Viridiplantae; Streptophyta; Magnoliopsida; Rosales; Rosaceae.
AGAGAGAGAGAACAGAAAACAGCUUCCUUUCUCUUUCUCUUUCUCUUUCUCUUCCUCUCAGUGGGUUGCGUUCAAUUGGGUUUGGUGGCUGUAACUAAUACUAUCCUCUUCUGGUUCGUUCAGCUUUACCAUAGAUCAAUCAUGGAUUCUGUAUUUGAUACAGAGGCUCAAAACGGGGUCUUAGAUAAUUCAGCAGAUGUUGAGCUUAGAUUAAAUCAUGAUGGUGCAAUUCUAGCAACUUGUGUUGUCGAGGAGGGUUCCAGUCUUGGGCAAAUUGAGCAAGUGGGUCAAAAUUCUUCAAGAGUGGAACAAAAUGCAGUUGAAGGAGACGAACCAUAUCUGGGCCAGGAAUUCGACUCAGAAGCAGCUGCACAUGCAUUUUAUAAUGCAUAUGCACUGAGAAUAGGUUUCAGAACACGUGUGAACGAUCUAUCUCGUUCUAGGGUCGAUGGCUCCAUCAUUGCUCGAACGCUAGUUUGUAACAAAGAGGGUUACCGAGUGGCUGAUAAGCGUGAGAGAAUGAGUGUGAGACCUCGACCCCCCACUAGGGUUGGUUGCAAGGCAAUGAUUUCAGUUAAGAAACUGAGUAUUGGAAAGUGGGUAGUUGCAAAGUUUGUCAAGGAGCAUACCCAUACACUGUCUCCAGGGAAGGGUAAAAAAGGAUCGAAUGAUCCAUCUACUACGGAUGAACAGAUGAAAAUCAAAGAAUUAACUCAACAACUGCUGGUUGAGAGAAAGCGGUCUGCUUCAUAUAGAAAAAUCAUAGACCUCCUGUUCAAUCACAUUGAAGAGCACACUCAAAACCUGUCGCAAAAGAUCCAGCGCAUAACUGAUAAUCUCCAAGAAAUUGUGUCAUCCGAGGGAAAGGGAAAAGACCGUCGAAAUGCCCCCUAGUCUGCGUUUCGUUUUGUAAUGUAAAUGUGAAAUCUGUAAAUUGAAUUUUCACACUUUGCCUUCUCAAUCUAUUUUCAAGUCAUGUUACCGACCUAUCAGUUGAUAUGAUGGUGUGUAUUUCCUUUCCCGUUUCCUUUUCUAUAUGGGAUGGAUGGCUGUUGAUCAAAAUAAAUUUUUUGUUCAAUUAUUCAAUAGAAUCGAAUUAACAUUUACCUGUUAAUUUAGGAUUAAUCGUUUCGUUCCCUAUAAUUAUUGGUUUGUAUUUGUAUAAGGGGGAUGAGUAGAAUAACUAUAAGAGAUGUGAUUCUCAGAGCAGUUGGCUGCCAAUGCCAUGUUCGAGAGAAUAGAACAGUUCGUAUCAACAAAAACACCCGACCCAGUUCCCUUAGAAAGCCCGACCCGUGGAUAAUAUUGAUUACAUUAUUAUUACCAAGACUGAAAUCCCAAAAGCCUCUUCCCUUUCGCUGGGACUGAGCUUCUCGCUUUGAAACAAACAUGGAGUUCCCGCGGAUCUGACCCGCCGGCAUUUCGGGCUUCAGAAAAAUCAAAUGACUCAUGGAUUCUGAACUUGAUAAAAAUAUUAAUGAUGGGGUGUUAAAUGAUUCAAGUGAUGCCGAGCUAAGCAUUCUAACGAUGGUGCAUUGGUAGGAAGCUUUGUUGAAGUUGAAGAGAUGUCUCAUCUUGGACAAGGACAAGAUGAUGAAGUUACUCAGAAUCCUUGUAAAGAUGGAUCAAGUGUAGUGGUCGAAGCAGAUGAGCCGUAUGUGGGUCAGGAAUUUGAUACAGAAGAAACUGCACAAGCAUUUUAUAAUGCAUAUGGCAUGCGUGUGGGUUUCAUGACUCGUAUGAACUACCUGGCUCGAUCCAAACAUGAUGGAACCAUCAUUGGCCGGACUUUUGUAUGCAACAAGGAGGGUUACCGGAAGCCUGAUAGGCGCGAUAAGACUACCAUAAAGCCUCGGGCUCCCACUAGGGUAGGUUGUAAGGCCAUGCUAUUGAUAAAGAAAAUUAGUAUUGGGAAAUGGGUUGUUACAAGGUUCAUGAAGGAGCACACUCAUGCAUUGACUGCCACUGCCAACAAAGGUCAAAAAGGAUUGAUUGCUGAUCAAGUACCGGAUGGUAAGAGAAAGAUUGAAGAAUUAACUCGCGAGCUGUUCCUUGAGAGAAAGCGGUCUGCUUCACUUAGAGAAAUAGUUGAUCUUCUAUUUGAUCACAUUGAGGAACAUUCGCAAGACCUGUCAAAGAAAGUUCAGUAUGUUGUCGGCAAGGUAAAGGAGAUUGAAUCGGAAGGGAAAAAGCGCUAUAACCUCAGAUAGUCCUAGCAUCCUAAACCUGUAUACAGUCACAUUAGCUUUAUAAUUUUAUUUUGUUUUACUGAACAAGUAUUACUUUGCAUUGCAAUGAUAAAUAUGAGUCUAGUUGGAGGGAGAUUCUCCAGUAA